Molecule: messenger RNA, 5769 nt
Organism: Periophthalmus magnuspinnatus
Lineage: Eukaryota; Metazoa; Chordata; Actinopteri; Gobiiformes; Gobiidae
Gene: exoc3l4
Product: exocyst complex component 3-like 4
Exons: 16
Coding region: 475-2967 (830 amino acids)
Biological process (GO): base-excision repair; exocytosis; exocyst localization
Cellular component (GO): exocyst
Molecular function (GO): DNA N-glycosylase activity; zinc ion binding; DNA-(apurinic or apyrimidinic site) endonuclease activity
Source: RefSeq, a predicted model, not a curated record
CGUUUGUUUGGUACAAUGAUCUCUUUAUUGAUACUCUCACCCUCUUGCAGCGUGACCUGGAUUUUUCACUUUUUCUCAACCUUGAGGAACGCAUUUCCCGAGCGCCCCCGCGCGCAGCUCCUCAGCAGCACCUCUGUCAUUUCACAUCGCGUCUCUGCACUUUAGGAGGAAAAAAAACACGGAAUCUGAUCUUCACUUUCAGACACGUCCUGCAAAAAAUGCUUGACCUCCCUGUGGCUUUUAUGCUUCAGUAAUGAUUAACCUGAACAGUCGGUUAAUCUGUGGUAUCGUCGCUCUCUUGGCUCGACAAAGGGACUAAACCUGGUGCUUUUUACGCACAAGGUCAAAACUGAAACGAGCCAAAACGAGUUUUGUCUGUUAGUCAGGUGAAAUUUAACGCGAUAGAAAAUGAAAGUGAGUUUAGAGAAGAGGUGAGCGACGCACAGACAACACACCUGACGCAAGGACGGCAGUAUGGACUCAGUUGAUGAAGACCGUGUGUCCGUGCGCAGUAACAGUAAGACUCCUCUCGGCGUGGUGAAGUCUUUAAGGACGAGCAUCAGAAAAGCCGCCGCCAAAAGUCCUCUGUCCCCGAACAGUAAAGGGUCAAAGGUCAAUGGGGAUCCAACAUGUCCGCCACCUUCUCCAAAGAGCUGUCCUUCGGGUGAAAGUAUGGACUCAGUUGAUGAAGACCGUGUGUCCGUGCGCAGUAACAGUAAAACUCCUCUCGGGAUGGUGAAAACUUUAAGGACGAGCAUCAGAAAAGCCGCUGCAAAAAGUCCUCUGUCCCCGCUCAAUAAAGGGUCAAAGGUCAACGGGGAUCCAACAUGUCCGCCGCCUUCUCCAAGUCCCAGUGCUGUGUCUCCUUUGAAGAACGUGACCUUUUUCCAAAAAAAUGAUCUGGACUCUCCAUCUCCAAAGACCAAAGGACUGUCACGCUCAAGUACAGAUCCAAACUUGGGCUCUAACUCGCUGCUGCAGAGAGGGGCUCAGAUCAGGCGUAGUUUAUUUGGGACAAAGAAGGAGAGGAAAGAUGUGACAGAGACGAAGGAAGAGACGAAGGACGAGACGAAGGUCGAUGAGGAAGAGGAGAGAGAAGACGAAGAGCCUGGAAACGAGGAGGUGGACGAGAUGUACACUCUGCCCGAGCUGCCCCACACGCCGCUGUCUGUGAUGCAGAUUAAUAAGCUGAUCGAGAACGAGGUUUUGGAGGAGGCCUACAUGAACUUGUUGGCUCUGCGUGUGGAGUUUCAAACUGAAGUGUCUCAAAGUGGAGCCUGUGGCUCUGUGAAUCUGUCCAAAAAAGAGAAGGAUUUAAACCUGCUGUACACAGAGCUCAAAGCCAAAGUCUGCACCAUUGUACGCGACUCCAACUCUCUGCCCGCCAGAAAUAAGAAGUUGCUUGAAUUCGUGGCUCGGAUCAUUCAGGAGGAGGAGCGACGGGCCUCAGAUCUGGGUGAUUUCCAUGAGAGCUGGGUGGACAUCUGGAAGUCUGCCAUCCAAGAUGGAGUCAGGACCAAAGUGGCCCAGGUCCAACUGACCACCCAGGACCAGAACCAGUCCUGGCUGGCGGUGCACUUGGGGAUUCUGGGUAAAACGGUGGUCUCGGACUUGGAGGUGGUGAGGAGGGAGCUGAGGUGGUCCUACCCACGCAGCUUUAAGGUGUUUAGUGAAUAUGUGAAGAGUUAUAACAGAGUGUUGGGACAGCACGUGAUGAGACUGGAGACGCAGACCACAGAAGUAAAGGACAUACUCGCUCUGCUCAGCUGGAUCCUCAACAGAUACAAGAGUGAGGUUCUGGGACAUGUGUCUUUCCAGGUGGACAUGACAGACCUGUCCACGGACCUGGACCUGGAGCCGGGAUUCAUAUCUCGGCUCAAAGACAAAUACUGCACCAAAGUCCAGGAGCAACUGCGAGUGUCUCUGAGUAACAUCACAGACCUGGAGCAGAAAGAGUUCUGGAGCGUCCAAAAGGAGCCAGAGACAGAAGAGGGCGCUCUCAUCUCCGACAUGCACAUGGACAUCUGGACUCUUGUGAAAGGCUUUGUGACCCGGACCAGAGACAUAGAGCCAGAGCUGGAGCAGAGGGUCACCUGCUGCUGCCUGAUGGAGAUAAAACACUUCCCCAAAAGAUUUGAGUUGGAGUUCAGACGUCACUGUGAUGUCCUCAAACCUCAGCCCAUCUGGACUCAAUACCUCAUCACCUACAUCAACUCCUUCAGCACUUUACUGGAGCACAUGGAGGGCUACAGACUGUCAUGUCCCUCUGAGGUGGAGGCUUUGGCCAAAGAAGUAAAGUGGUUCAACAUCAGACUUCUCCAGGAGCUGCAGGACCAGUUCAAGGACAAUGUGAAGAUUCCCUUGAGGAGAAUGAUGAGCAGAAAAUGGCUUACGAAUGAUGAGGACUUUAAGGAGCUGUACCAGAGAACAGAGGAGUUGUCUCAGCACUGCUCCGUCCUACAGGAGCUGCACAGUCAGGAGCUAGCCAGCGCCCUGCACCUCCACGUUAGUCGGGAGUACCUGGGCCAGAUGAUGAAGAGUAACUAUUCGUGUAAAAACAGGAAGCACGAGAAAGCGGCCAAUAAGAUCCGAGCGCAGUGGAACCAGCUGCAGGAGCUCUUCAGGAACAUGGAAUCGCGUCAUGAGUGGCUGUAUCCAGUAGGUGGCGCUGUGUGUGACAUCAUUGGACAGAAACACGCAUCCGAAAUCAAAAACCACCUCAGCCCCGUAGUACAACACUGUCCAGACUUUGGGAGGAAGCACCUGGUGGCGGUGCUGUAUUUUCGAGGUCUGGUUCGAGGCCGUGAUCAUCGUCAGAUUCUGCAAAACCUGUGUGAGCUGAAGAAAAAAGCUCCAGCUCCCAAUAAAGAACGACUUUUAUUCAGCGAGAUGCAAGUGACCAUGAACCAGGACUGUCUCUCCAACCUGCCGUACUCCUGCCUCAGCCUCUGCAUACCCCAAAACUAGACCUGGUUUACUCCUGGUUUAGACCUGGUUUAGUCCUGGUUUAGACCUGGUUUAGACCUGGUUUAAUCCUGGUUUAGACCUGGUUUAAUCCUGGUUUAGACCUGGUUUAAUCCUGGUUUAGACCUGGUUUAAUCCUGGUUUAGACCUGGUUUAAUCCUGGUUUAGUCCUGGUUUAGACCUGGUUUAGUCCUGGUUUAGUCUCUAUUUAAUCUCGGUUUAAGCCUGGUACUCUACACCUGCCUCGGCCUCUUCAUACCCCAAAACCAGACCUGGCUUAGUCCUGGUUUAGUCCUGGUUUAGACCUGGUUUAGACCUGGUUUAAUCCUGGUUUAGACCUGGUUUACUCCUGGUUUACUCCUGGUUUACUCCUGGCUUAGUCCUGGUUUAGUCCUGGUUUAGACCUGGUUUAGACCUGGUUUAAUCCUGGUUUAGACCUGGUUUAGUCCUGGUUUAGACCUGGUUUAGACCUGGUUUAAUCCUGGUUUAGACCUGGUUUAGACCUGGUUUAGCCCUGUUUUAGACCUGGUUUAGUCCUGAUUUUGUCCUGGUUUAGACCUGGUUUAGUUCUGGCUUUGACCUGGUUUAGUCCUGAUUUUGUCCUGGUUUAGACCUGGUUUAGUCCUGGUUUAGACCUGGUUUAGACCUGGUUUAGUCCUGGUUUAGUCCUGGUUUAGACCUGGUUUAGACCUGGUUUAGUCCUGGCUUAGGCCUGGUUUAGUCCUAAUUUUGUCCUGGUUUAGACCUGGUUUAGUCCUGGUUUAGACCUGGUUUAGACCUGGUUUAGUUCUGGUUUAGUCCUGGUUUAGACCUGGUUUAGUCCUGAUUUAAUCCUGGUUUAGGUGAUUUAGGUUAAUCCUGGUUUAGUUCUGGUUUAGUCCUGGUUUAGACCUGGUUUAGUUCUGGUUUAGUCCUGGUUUAGGUGAUUUAGGUAAAUCCUGCUGCUCUACUCCUCCUCAGUCACAAAACUCGACACCUGGUUUAGUCCUAGACGACUUGCUCAACUUGUGUCCUUCAGUAAAUAGGUUGUAGGUACAAUUCCCUGAUCACUCCUAAUGUUUAUCCUUUGAAAUGACGUAAAUAUUAAAUUCAAAACAUUAUGAAUACUAGUUUUAUAAAUUCAAGCAAGAGAGUGUUUUUUCUGUUGUAUAGAAUAAGUGAGUAUAUGAUAUGUACUUUCUACAAAAUAAACUGAAACGGUGUAGCCACAGCUUGCUGCACCCACCCAUACUUUUAAAAUGUAAUAUAUUGUUUUUAAUAAAUGUAAUAAUGAUGAUUGACUCAGGGCAUUUAGGUACAAAUCCUCAUCGUGUUGUAUAUUAUUUGGAUAAUAAAGCUAUUUUACUGAACCUUAUCAGCAUUUUGCAGAAUUUCCUCUUCUGCUAAUCUGCUAGCCGCCGCGUUCCACAUGAGAAGUGGUCAUGGGCUGAGCUUCCGGCUCCAUCAACUCUGGCUCCAAUUCACUUUACACUGAAAAAUUGUCACCCCUCUCUCUGUAACUGCUGCAGUGACCGUCAUUUUGAUCUUAAAUGUUCGUAUUAACUCGCUCUACAUGAUCCUGGUGUUUUUAUUUCUCUAUUGUGUCUGUAAAUCAAGAUAUAAACAUUAAUAACAACAGGUUUGAUUGACAGCGUUGCGACGGCCCGCUCCCUGUUAAACCAAGGACGUUACCUUCAACAGCCUCGCUCCUGAUUGGCUCUUUGGUUGCUAUGAUACUCGCCGUCAAAAUUACGAAUAUGGAACUCGACUCUAAAUUGCCCCUUAUAACUGCUCUAGCCUCGACGAGCUUCAUUUGACUGGAGCUGAACGCCGUGGGUGACGUCACAUUUCUUUAUAGUUCACUUCCUUGUACAGUCUGUGUUUAGGACUUAAAAAGGACAAAGCAGAAUUCAGAAUCUCUGUGAGGGUUUUCCGUCUGGAACCAAACACGAUCGUCCAAUCAGCUCUGUUUAUUCCAGUGACGCAUGUGAAACAAAGGAGCUCAUUGGUCACCUAUCAUUUUCAAAACAACAUGACUUUUCUCAGAUUAACAGUUUAGUGCUUCGCUCACUGAUUCUGGAGGAAUCUGGGAUGUUUUUCAGUACGGGGUGAUAUUUUCUUUUCCUCAUAAGCAGCCAUAUUUGUUUUGAUACAGACGGACCAUGCGUCUCCCUGAUUGGCUAACGCUCCUGUCAAUCACACCAAUCUGAACUCGGGGAGAUUCAUGGAUGACCAGACUCACAUCGCUAUUAGAUGAAGAGAAGUGUGUAUUCUGGAUCAUGGGCAAAUAUCUGGUGGAUUAACCCUCAUGGUAAUAAAACGGAAAAGACAUCAGAGAAAGACUGAACAAAAUGCCCCUAAAAGAAAAUGGUAUUCUGCAGAGUCUGAUGAAGCCACGCAGACUCUCAGGAAAGAUAGAAGAGAGUCCUCCCAAUGUAUGUGUGUGUGAGGCGGGUCUUCUUCUGGUCUUCAUGGUGUUACAUAUGAAGAAACUUUAGGUGACGUCGGACAAGCUGAGUGUUUUAUGACGCUCUCAAAGUGCGGGUCACACAUUUCUGAGAUGUGGAUACAGAUAAGAAGUGGCUUUAAUCAAAAGACCACAACAUACUGUAGCUGUUAUUUUAUUGUCCACAGUUCUUGUAUUUUCCCACGCUGGUCUCCAUAGUGUCCUGGUGAUCCCUCAUGUAUUCCAUAUCCACUGGUGAGCACGUGUUAUUUACUUUAGUGUUAGUAAAUCAAGAUACCAGUUUGGAGUAGUGCUGCACUGCUAGAAAAUACCUUACACGUGCUGUACUGAUAUUCAGGCUGUUGUUCUCUAUUUUAUUG